Molecule: messenger RNA, 1268 nt
Organism: Macadamia integrifolia
Lineage: Eukaryota; Viridiplantae; Streptophyta; Magnoliopsida; Proteales; Proteaceae
Product: histone H1-like
Exons: 2
Coding region: 138-953 (271 amino acids)
Biological process (GO): nucleosome assembly; chromosome condensation; negative regulation of DNA recombination
Cellular component (GO): nucleosome; nucleus
Molecular function (GO): nucleosomal DNA binding; structural constituent of chromatin; double-stranded DNA binding
Source: RefSeq, a predicted model, not a curated record
CUCAUCGUAUCUCAUCAACGACAAUACCAGCAACGGCAACAGCUAAUCGCAUUCUUCACGCUUCGUUGCUUCCUUCUUCCUCUUCAAACCCUUGCUUCCCUAGUCUCUGCCCUCUCUUCUCUGAUCGAGCUUCAGUCAUGGCACUUGCAGAAGAAGUUUCUCUGGCUGUUGAAGCAGUUGCAGAUCCGCCAGCUACAGAGCCGGUUGAAGAGAAACCGGCGACCAAAGCUACCAAGUCGAAGAAGACAACAGCUAAGAAAGAACCUAAGGAGCCAAAGGCUAAGAAGCCGGCAGGUCCGAAGAAGCCCUCUGCGCAUCCUCCAUACUUUGAGAUGAUCAAGGAGGCGAUCGUGUCUUUGAAAGAGAGAACUGGUUCGAGCCAGUACGCAAUUACAAAGUUCGUCGAGGAUAAGCACAAAGCCAACCUUCCCGCGAACUUCAAGAAGCUUAUGCUCGUCCAACUAAAGAAAAUUGUAGCAGCUGGGAAGCUCGUGAAGGUUAAGAGCUCAUUCAAGUUGCCGCCUACUCGUCCUGCAGCGCUUAAGCCAGCCGCUCCCGCUGCCAAGAAAGCUGUGGCUGCGAAGCCUAAAGCCGCAGCUAAGCCUAAGGCGGCUGCCAAACCCAAGGCUGCUCCUGCAAAGCCUAAGGCGAAGCCUAAAGCUGCCGCAAAACCAAAAGCUGCUGCUCCCGCUAAGCCAAAGGCUGCUGCGAAGCCCAAAGCUGUAGCAAAACCCAAGGCCGCUGCCAAGCCCAAGCCAAAACCAAAGCCAAAGGCUAAAGCACCCGUUAAGGCUGCCAGAACUUCCACGAGGAGUUCUCCAGGUGCGAAGAAACCGGUGGCUUCGAAGCCAGCAGCUGCCGCUGCUAAGAAAGCACCGGCGAAGAGCACUAAGAAGCCCAAAACCGUAAAGUCGCCGGCGAGGAAGGCUCUUGCGAGGAAGGCGAAGAAAUGAAUAGGGAAACGAUGUAAUUCCCUGAGGCUUAGUUCUGUAAAUGGUAAUAGCUAAUUGGGUAUUAUUUAGUGUAAAAUGCCCAGAAGCCAAGAGCAGAGAAGAGAGAACUUGUACAACACUAGUGUAGUUUCUCUUGAUUUUCUUUUUAUCCGUUUUAGCUAAUUAGCUUGAUUUGUUCCUUCUCUUCUCCGCCCUUUCCUCUUUUAUCUAUUUCAGAUAAUUUGAAAAAGGGUUAGAUUGUAAUCUUUGAUGCUAUAGCCAUAGGUUGAAUGAGAUGAUGAGUUCUCAAUGGUAUCUAUAGAUGAAUUAUCAGAA